Messenger RNA from Ooceraea biroi (clonal raider ant), 10386 nucleotides. RefSeq names its product autophagy-related 17 (gene Atg17). NCBI's taxonomy places the organism in Eukaryota, Metazoa, Arthropoda, Insecta, Hymenoptera, Formicidae. The record is from RefSeq and is a predicted model, not a curated record. Gene Ontology annotation, cellular component: Atg1/ULK1 kinase complex; phagophore assembly site membrane. Gene Ontology annotation, molecular function: protein kinase binding; molecular adaptor activity. Gene Ontology annotation, biological process: ribophagy; piecemeal microautophagy of the nucleus; autophagy of mitochondrion.
ACCUCGAAGUAUACGGACUUGCGUUAGCCAUUGGCCCGACUGCGUCAAGCGCCACGGGUCGCAGUGGCAGCGACUGGAAUCUCUCUCCCCACUACACCCGCUAUCGUUCGGACGUUCUGUCCGCCGUGCUCGGCUGCAUUCGGCCCGCCGCUCGGCAGUAAACAGCUGGCGGUGCUCUGCGUCGGUGUGAAGCGUCGAACGGGAUUUCGUGGAGCUGGUCCGCUCGGCUCCCUUCCCUGUUCCUUUCCCCGUUCACGAUCGUCCUGUCCUAGAGAACCCCGACCGAUACAAGACGCGUUGACGACCGCUACUCAGACAGUGUACGGUACAUCGUCGUCAUGAACUGAAGCGGGAGCGACAUCCUGGUAUCCGCGUCACUCAUCUUCGUCUAUUCGUCGGUGACGAACUCGAGCGCGCAGCGUCGUCGCUGUAGAAAACCCGCGGGGAAAGCGGAGACUCCUUUGUCCGACGGUGCGUCGGUUCUGCGCAUAGAGCGACGGUGCGCCCGCGGCGCAGCAUUGUUUGUGUCGUGCAGUGCGGUUGGUUCGGUGCUCUCGUCGCGUUCCUCUCCCUCGUUCGCUCUUUUCCCUCGCGAGUUCUCCGAGAGUACGGAGAUACAAAGAGUCGUGGUGCUUCGUCCUGUAAAUUCGCACCGAGCCGCGAGGAGAAUCCUGGCGAUACGACGCCGAGACCGUCUCGAAGCGAUGACGGUGUCGCCUGCAUCGUGAAGCGUACGAGCGAGAAAGAGACGGCCUGAAGUGAGCGGAGAGUGCGGCGGACGCAGUGGCUGGCGUAACGCGGCGCGCGAGUGCUUUGUUUUGCCGAGCAGCUGAUUCGAACGGCUACACCGCGACGCGUCUCGACGGAAUCGGCCGUUCGCUCGCGCACACAUCGGCGCUCUGUUACGUACGCGCGCCGCCGGAAAAUCGUCCAUUACCCCGAGGAAAAGUGCGCCACCCUUCGUAACGCUCGCACGAGGAAUUCCAAAGCGUCGUCCCGUGUCGGGGGCAGCGUUCAGGACCCGCCAACUGACUCGACGCUAAAACACACACAGCGGGCACGUUGUGUGGCACAGCCGAGCCAACCUAUCGUCAAAUCGAUCGCCGACAGAGUUGUGCUCCGUCAGAGAAAUUCCCGUGAGCUUUCGCAACGUGGGACGAAAAUCAGUCGGAAAAAUCGUUCGCACACGGCACGCGGAAAUUGUAAGCAGUGAAAUUGUAAGUUUUACGGAGCGCGCUGAUUUUCCCCGGAGCUUCGCGGGAAACCGCAAGAAAGCAAGAACCGUGGCGUGAAACGUAUAAAUCCCUGUGCUCUUGGUGCAUUCGGAGCGGCGGCGCUCGCCGGAACGAGCUCGGUGACGUAAACUACGUGCACGUACAUGCCGGAGUGCUGCGUGCGGUGCCGUCGCGUUAUGACAUAAGACACGGAACGCGGCCACGAUCGACCGGCGUUCGCCUCGUUCCUGCCCGGAGUUCUCGAGCGAGAGACAUUUCGCUGUUUACUCGGAGCGAGUGAUCUCUCCGCAGCGACGAGGAAGAACAAAGAAAUCGGCACCGGUCGAGGAGGCACGAAGGGAAUUCUCCUGACGAUUUGACGGCUGACGGACCUGGAGAUCGUCCCGGUGCGAUCGUUUGCCGACGGAUCUGGAUGAUAGGACGCGACGUGGUGCGACUGUCACGUAGCGGAGCCUCGUCUCGGGACCGACGUCGAGGAUUGCGUUGAUCGAUGCGGCAUAGUCUCAGGGGGGCCGUCCUCGCGAACGACCGGGAACGUGGGGUACGGCCCCGAUCGAGCUGACUAGGGGAACCGUCGAGGUCUCCCGCUGCUGACACGGGGCCCACGGCGGACGGAGAGGCCCACGGCGGACGUACCUGGUCGUAGCAGCUUUAUCCUUUUUGUCUUUGUCGCCACACCAGCGCUCUACCGGUUUCAAGAUGUUGUACAUAUUUCACGUCGACACCGGCACCACCAUCACCUUCGACAUCAAGCUGGCCCUGCAAAGUGUCAGCCAGCUGAUGGAGGCAAUCGAGAGGGAAUGUGGCGUGGUGGCAGCGCAUCAGGUGCUGCUCAUGAGUGGAGGCGAGUGCCUGGAACCGAAUGCACGCGUGUGUUCCUACUCGGCUGGAACCGACACGAACCCGAUCUAUCUGUUCAGCAAGGCUGCCAUUGAGAGCACCCUUCCACCCACGCCGAGUAUAGAUUACGGUUCCGAUGUCGAUCUCCAGACUCAAAUCGAUGCCUCGCUGGCGAUGCCAGCCACUUAUCAGACUCUCUGUGCACGAGCCCAUCUUGCCCAACAAUGUUGCGGCCUAGCGCGAGAACAGACGAGGAUCUGCGAGAGGCUGGUUCACGACCAGCACCUUCAACAGCAGGGUUGGGCGGCGGUGGUCGCGAAUCUCGAGGACAUCACAGUAAUGUUUCAAUCCCGAACCGCGCAAUUCGAACAGGCCUUUGUCUUGUAUCUCAACGAGAGACAACGACAUAUGGAUCUACUUGACAAUUUCAGCGCUGAUCUUGGUACACUCGCGAAAAUUCCUAUUCUGCCAGCCCUCAGAGCUCAAGCCGAAGGCUUGUUAAGUCCAGAUGAUCAACCCAGUCAAUCAUCCGAGCCUGCAGCAGAGGGCAACGGGGAAGUGCUAAGUCUGCUUCGAUGGAUUUCUGCUAAGGACAAUCAAAGUAGCUUGGAGCAAGUGGCAGAUCAGUGCUCGCGCGGUUUGGAGCAAUUCGAUGAACGAUUAAUGGAGACUUUAAAGGCCGAGGUAAACGCGGCCAUCGACAACGCCAAGAAGCAGGACAUGAAAGAAAUUAAGGGUCUAAGCGAGAGGCUGUACGCCUUAGAGCAAUUGAUGUAUCAGGCUAGGAGGAUCGUUCACGAGCAGGGCGAACUUACUCAAGGCUUUCUGCAGAACCAGAGUCGCGCCAGUAAUUUGGGCGACGCUAGCGUUCUGCCUGAUCUCUGCACCUCCCAUCGACGGCAGUUACUUGUCAUGCUGCAGAAUCACAAUCAGUUGCGUGACAUUCGUCGCAGAUGCACCAAAGCAAAGGAAGAACUUUCGAUGAACAUCUACCAUCGCCUGAAGUGGAUCAUGUACGUAGAGAAUAAGAUGGUGGAAGUGGGUAACAAGCUGAUCAUAUAUCACGAGAGCUUGAAGCGGCUGAGAAGACAUCUGGAGGUGCUACAGCAAAUCCACUUGGCUCCGCAAAUGUACAUAAGCGCGGUAAUUGAAGUAGUUCGCAGACGGACAUUCUCUCAGGCGUUUCUUGUGUGGGCCAGCAACUUGGCAUGCCAACUACUGACGGUCCACAGCGAAGAGCUGGCGCGCAGGCGAGAAUUUCAGAGCAAGUUCGACGGCCACUUCUUGAACACCCUUUUUCCGGGUCUGGAAGACACGCCACCGCCCUUUGCGACGCAGGCGCCCUCCGUUUUCGACAACGGACUGCCUAAGCUUACAGCGGAUGACAUGGAAUCGCUGAGAUCGCAACUUCCAGACUUGGCGCUUACAAUCUCUACGCCGGAUUUGAAUAGCAUCACGCAAUUCUUCUUAUCCAAAAGCUUCACCGACGGCAACAAGGAGAAAGACGCCACGUCAGUGAGCACCGAUAUUCCAUCGAAGGAACAUGAGCGUACUAGAGCGCCAAUGUUGUCCGAUAGAGGUGGCUUCGAAUCCGAAACUGAUACGGAGGAAUUCGAGAAGAUUGGUCAGGCCGGCGUGGAUAUGUCCAAACCCGGCGUGUUCGAUGGGACGAAACAGAAGCGGCAGAAGCAAUUGGAGGUUUGUGCCUCUCGAAGCGUGUCCCCCGCUUCCUCGACCUCGACUAACGUCUCCCCGCUAAACUCGAAAGUCGCGGACCUAACGACGCGUUUAUCCACAUCGAGCGAACCCGGCUCUUUCCAAUUCCCUAGCCUGUCCGCCGCGAGUGAACGUCCGGCGCAGCUGAGUCCUCUGACCGAGUGUGUGGAGAACGGCGCUGCCGACUCUUCCGUCUGCUUGCUCCAUAGAGGCCUCUCGAACUACCGUGACGUCCUGCCGCUUGAAGAGCCGCAUUCCCUGAGUCCAAAUCCUCCCUCCUUGCCACGGUCCUCCGUCAUGUGCGACGGCCAGCACCAACAGCAUCAGCACCCGCUGUCCGGUAGCGGCGGCAGCAGUCCCUCUGUCGGCGUCGGCGCUACCGACUUCAUGGGUACCGAGUUUUACAUGGACGAAUCCCUGCCGAGCAGCCUCAGCGAACAUCCCGCCGACGGCCAGCAUCAGGCUAUCGUGUCCCUUCUUCAGGAGAAUCUCGGUAACACACGUGAGGAGGUGGAAAGAUUGCGGUCCAUUCUGAAGACCAUGAAGGCAGUCGUGUGCGAGGAACUGAGCUCGCUUCGGAACGAAUUGUCAAUUCUGCGAGAUCGAUCCAACGAGGGCAAAAGUGACCUCACUGAUAUAAAGGAGCGCGUCCGAGUAGCAUUGUCUCUGUACUCGCAGGAGUGCGAUCGGCGCCUUCAAGAACGCGAGCAAGAAGUUACAAUCGAGCACGAGUUGAAGAUGGCCGAUGUGAAGAAGCUAAUGCAGGAGGAUUGCAGAAAUCGCGAGGAAGAGAUCCGCACGCUGAAAGGCAACCUUAUGGAAAAAGAGAUGGAAUUGGCGGAACACGGCCGACUAGUGGCUACGAUGCGUCAGAAACUCGAAGAUGAACAGAUUGAGAAGAAUAACUUACAGACUCGUUUACAUCAGCAGCUCGAGAAUUACUCGAGGAUACUGGAGCAAGCACGUAUAGACAAGGAAGAGGCUGUGAAGCAGACAAAUGACGAGAGGUUCCUCGAGAUUACCUCUCUCACAAAUUCUUUGACGCAAUGUCAGAAACGAAUCCAGGAAUUGGAAGAGAAUCUGGCCACCGCUCGCAGCGAUCAAGAGAGAAUGGUGAAAGAAGCAACCGAUAAGUUCCAGGUAGAAUAUAAGGCGGAAUUGGAAACCAUUCGGAGUCGCUUCAAACUUAUGGCUGCUUCUACCAUGGAGAGGAGUCCCAGCGAUUCUAGUCUAGAGAAGAUUGAACGGACCGAUGUCAUCGAACUUGCAAAUCACGAGGCGAUUCUGGCGCAGACGAAGGAAGAUAUGAAAGUAGAGAAUGCUAUGGCAAUACGUACCGCUGUCGAGAAGGAGAGAGCUGAUUGCAUGGCGAAAUUAGAUAACGAAUUAAGUUUGGCAAGAGAAGUCGUCGUGGAGAAGAACAAAGAGAUAGAGAUAUAUAGGAUGAGAACAGCCGCGUUAAUCGAACAGGGCAAGCGCUACAAGAAUAUGAUAGAUCAAUUGAUCGGAGAACUCGAAUCGAAAUCGGAGAUACGGCAAACAUUGAAGGAGAAGAUGAAAAGUCUUGAAUCGGACAAAGGAUGGUUGGAGAGUAAAGAGACUGCAGAGAAGAUAAUGCGAACGGUUCUGGAACAUAACGAAAAUAUGUAUCCCCUCGAAUCUGGAAUGUGUAAAGGCCCGCGGUACGAUCGAUUGGACACCAGUCAAGUCGAUCUUGAGGAAGUCUUUAAAGAUCUGGAGUCGGAAAAGUACGAAGUUGAAGUCUCAGAAUCGAAAAAAGUGCGAUUGGAGACCGAUAACGACGAUCUGGCGCGGUUAUCCAGACGACUUGAGGCACUCGAUAAUGAUAACAAGAGACUAUCCUGCGAAUUAAAUUCGAUACGUGCGAGUAAGGUGGCAGCUGAAGCGAAAGUAGAGGCAUUGGUGACGGAUAAAAUCCGUUUAGAAAUCGAGUUACUGAAGGAGCAAACCAAAAGAGUGUUCAAUAUUGAUUCGUCGGUGUUGUCCUUGGAGAAUCGCGAUAAGGAGAUGAAUGCGUCGGUCGCGGUGGUUGCAGAUGCGAGUUCCGCCAGUCGGGACGCAGCUACCAGUCCAGAACCGAGUCGAGGAUCAUCUUCCAAAUCGAUAUGCUUCCACCCCUCCCAUUCCUCAUAUAUACAUAAGAAAGUCGCGGAAAAAGUGACGAAGAUGGUGCAACUGGGGAUCGUCACAGUCACUAGCUGCAAUCCGGGCGACAUAGUACUCGUGGUCUGGGAUACUGUGCACUGCAAUUACGCCGUGUACCAGGAGUCUACAACUCUGUAUUUCCUUCACUCGGACUGCGUGGACGCACUGGAUGUGGGAAUGAAUCCGAACGGCUCGCGGAAGUGCGUUCUCGCCGAAGUAAUUGAUAAGGAGUAUUGUCACGCGAGAAAACAUGAGAACCGGUAUCACGUCCCGCGUGGCACGAAAUUCUACAGAGUACGCGCCAAGCCACGAGAUGGGCGCGCACUGGUCGACAAAACGGGCUCGAUGUCGAAGAGUCAACUACCGUAAUUUUAUGUUCAAACUACGCGUCGAGAAUCCCUUGAUUCUUGCCUAGUACAUGCGCUGUGAUCGAGGGUUUGCGUCGGCAGGCCGCGUUCGUAGGACCUGCAAUCCGAAACGCAAAUCUCGAACUUACGUCUCCGCAACCAUCCGGAAACCUCGAAUCUAGGCCAAAACCUGCCAGAGCCUCUAGAUGCAUCCUUGAUAUCGACGAACUUAGGUCCACGGAAAGAGGUAUGCGCAAGUUGGUAACACGAAAUGAAACGGAAGGAUGCGCCGGCGUUUUAUUGUGAUAUAAGUAAUUUUUAAACGAAUGAAACAUAUUUGCCGAAUGCUGUGGUGUAGCUGUGAAGCGUAACGAUAUUUGUAUUCUUCGAUUUUUCCUUUUUUCAUAAACACAGAAGAAAACAAAGGAACGUGAGUGUCAUCGACGACUCUCUCUCUCUUUCAAUAAUUCAAUAAGUUGAUCAGUAUGCGAAAGAAAGGGAAACGGAAAGAUUGUUCAGCUUCAAUGUUAGACGCGCGAUGCGGGAAGAUGAAGGCAUGUCCUUGGACAGUGUUCAACUUCGUCUCUCCGCAUUCGGAUAAUUACCUUUGCACCACGUGAAACAAGGAAACGUAGUUGUAAGUUUUACAAAACCGUGAGGUAUUGCGUCGGAAAAGAAUGUGUUAUAUAUACAUAUAUAAUAUUUAUAUGUAUAUAUGUGUGUAUAUAUAUAUAUAUAUAUAUUAUAUGUACAUAUAUAAUCACAUUACGUAACAUAGACAAUGCGUAUAAAUAUGUUGUACGAGGCGUGCAAUAUCCGCGUACGAAAAUCUUCAUAGGUCCUAAGGCGGAUUACGAUUUUGUAAAGUGAAAACUGUCUCGUGCAAACGUGUUGUGCAAUUUCGCAGUUAUACCUAAUACAUUAGGUUAUUUAUACGCGAAGAGAUCGUGCUGCACGGCAAUUGCAUAUUUUCGAGGAUUUCCUUUAACGAUGCUUUGCGUCAGUUUUCGCCACCAAUCGCCUUUCCACUUUUUACAGUAGGGAUAUACUUUCAUUUUUCUCCUCUCUUAGUACUCUGCGCGAUCUCUUUCUAGUAUCAACGAGUUCGAGAGAUAAGUAAACGUAGCUGCUCCAUUGAAAGGGACAAAGGCUACCAAGUACUUCUCGAUCUUCUUACUUUGUAUGCAAUUUUCAAACGUUGAUUCAACGGCAAUGCCCAUUUGAGAGUCGACGAGAGGCGCACUCUGCGUAGAGAACGAAUUUUAUAAGUGUAUACGCAUGUAUAUAUAUCCUUUUCUAUUGUUUAACCGAUGUCUCCACGUGAGUAUACUCACCGCCUCGUAUGAGCAGUCGCUUGCAGUGGAUUACCUGUAAAAGUCCCUUUAGUUGCAUUAUCGUGUAUCAUUAAACACCACUGUUCUCGUUUUCCGUGACGCGUAAACCACUCAUAGUACAGUACAAUAGCUGUGAUUGUUAGCUUCGCAUUCUCACCUAUACUUAGUCGUUAAUUAAACUUAAUUCCUUGCGGUAUCGAGCGAUGAUCUGUUCUUUAUCUGGUCAAGGAUAAAAGCACGGCGCAAACGAUAUCUUCUUUCCUUUCUUAAAAAAAAAACAAGAAUAAAACAAAAGAAAAAAAAUGUGCAGAACCAAUCUUUGAUCUUCGAAGGACAAAGAUCAUCGUUCGUUCGCGACAUUUUCGAAUUGGUGCAAACUCGGAGUGCCGUAACAGGCGGUUUGCAAAAUAUGCUGAUACGUAAGAUAAACGAUUCAGUAGACUAUUAAGCUAUCUCGAGCUCCUCUCGAGGAAACGCAUUCGCUUUGAGCGUAUCGCAAAAUAGUAGCUGAUAAUUAGUAUUUUCUCUUUGACUCUGAAUGCACGCGUACAUCGCACAUACACGCGCGCAAGACGAUGGAUUUUUAACACGGAUCCCCGAAGACGGACUGGCAAAAGUUACCCUCCUGUCACCGAAGCGCCGUUUCUCUCUUCACCGUCGUCGUCAUCGUUCACCGCGCGAAAUCGCACACGGAGAAAACCAUGAUUUAUGUUAAAAAAAGACAUUGACAAUAGUAAUAUGUUUUAUUGCUAGACGAUGAUGAGAAACUAUUAAAUCUAAUUUUUUUUUAGAAUUGAUCUCCGUGUGCGAAUUCCAUGUCGGAUCACAUGUGCACGGUUCCUAUUAUAUAUUUUUUCAUAGAUUCGAUAGCGCGAUAGGGGAAGCUCAACGCACUGAAAUUUUCCAGACACAUAAGCCUCUAGAUACUGCAUUGCUUCGAACUGAAUAUUGUUCGGUAAAGCUGACUCACACUUGACUUGUUCGUGCUCUCUCUUUUUUUUAGAUGUAUUUAUAAAUUCGCAACACCAACUGCAUGGUCGUCAAGAAAAUGCAAAAGACGCAAAGCCAAUGUUUGGAAAUAAAGAUAGCGUAUUGUAUUUUUGCAGAAAAGAAGAAAGAUAGAACGCGUUUGCAUAUGCGCAUCCUGUAUUUCUAUUUUCGUAAAGCUGAGUUGUCAUCGAAGAUUGAAUAAUUUUCAAGCUACAUCUGAAGCUUAUCGAAGAACAAAUCGAUUCAAAAGGAUUAUCUUAAGGAGAGAAAGGAAUUCGUUUCUAUAAACAUGUGUACAGAAGAUCAUGCAUGUAUAUUUACAUACGACAUAAUAUUAUCAAUUUGCACUUGCUCGAGGAUUGGCGAGAAACAUUUAACUUCAACGUCAAAAAGCGGUCAACGUUAUUGUUUAUGUUUUCGCUGAGAAUCUCGAAGCUUUGUGCAAUUUUGAUGUCAUUCUUUUGCACUGUGACACAAGACAAAAUGCGAUUUUUAAAUGCGAAAUCGAAGAUACCUUUAACGAACAAUUUUUUGCUCGAAAUUUCUAUAUUUCAAUAUUCUUAUCUCAAUUUCAGUAAAUUAAAAAUUUGGAUAUUAAAGCAAUGUGCUUGUAUAUCAUCUAAAUGUAUCGUUCAUUGCAGUCCUUAUAUAGAUUUGACCAAGGGACAAUCGCUGGAAAUUUAGAUUUACUCCACGACUUUGAUUGAAACUUCUCAGAGAAGUACAAAGAAGCAGGAUUAUCGAGUGUUUCAUUAUCAAAUUUAUUGCUGCAGGAAUUGUGAUUAGUGAAUAAUUAGAGAAUUGUGGAAAGGAAUUGCGCCAGAUAUCAGGAUCGGAUUUAUGAAAAGAACAAGAUAUGAGGUAAAGAGACGUCGGUAUUAUUUUUGUAAUUCUAAUUUAGUGAGGUUUGCUUUUCUUGUAUGCCUAAAGACGUAAUCAUAGAAAUAUGUAUUUGGCUAAGAUGCGUUUUUUCUAAUGACUAAAUUCGUAAGUCUGGUGUUGUGAAAUUAAAUUAGACUAUAAUACGAUUUGUUUGGAAUUAAUAUGUAAGAAUGAAAAAGUCGGGAUCGAGCCAAUUUUUGAUUAAUAAGCUGAUUUUUACUGAAAUGAAUAAAAAAAAAUAAACUGCGAAGUAUGUUACAUUAAAGUGAAAUUAUCUUUCAUAAUUAUCACAGAUAGAAGAUUAUGUCACAAUGGCGGAAGAUCAACCGUCGAUCGAGGCAACGAUAUCGUUUUAAUUGAGAGUUUAUAAGUCAUCAUCAAGAUCAUGCGAUGAUCAUAUGCAUAAUCUAUAAACUUGGCUGCAAUAAUUCAUCACGAUUUCAGACACGAAAGCAGAAUCAUUCUCUCUUUCACGUAGAUACAUAGGAAUCUCAACGCCGAAGGGACUCGUUGAAAUCCCGUCAGCGCGCGCUCUUUUCUCUUUCUUUUUUUUUUCUCAUUUUUUUCUCUUGGUAACACCUUCCUGACAACACAUCAUUUAUAUAGGACUCUCGUCCUCGCCAGCCUGCGAUUGUGCGAACGAGCUUCGCAAUCGUUUCGUUUGUGUGUCCUAUUAUGUUUGCCGCUCGCAAAACGCUCUCGUAAGAACUCUCUCAUAAAAGAUAAGUAAAGAUAUUGCGCAUGUGUAAUCGAGAAAGUGUAAUGCAUAGGCAUAAUAAUAUAAUAAUAUUGCGUAAUACACAUAACAAUUGUGAUCGUGAGAGUAUCUGUUACGAAUAAAUCAGUUAUAAAUAAAUGAUGUAACUUUUUUCCAAG